UGUCUAUGUUUUAGAGGGUAGAAAAAGCCUCUUUUUUUUCUCUUUUUUUUUUUUUUUUCCUUUUUCUCCCUUUCCCUUUCCUUUUUAGAUGGAUGAAAACACAGGCAUGCCAGAGAGAUCCGUAGAAUUUAAGUACGAUUUCACCGGCGGUGGCAGUAGCGGAGUUGGUGGUAGCACAGGUGGUUCGAGUGAGGAAGCCGGUAACGGCGUUGGCGGGGUUGUAAAAGAGCAAGAUCGGUUACUUCCAAUAGCAAAUGUGGGGAGGAUAAUGAAGCAAAUUCUACCUCCAAAUGCCAAAAUCUCAAAAGAAGCUAAAGAAACUAUGCAAGAAUGCGUGUCGGAGUUCAUCAGUUUCGUGACGGGGGAAGCGUCGGAUAAGUGCCAUAAGGAGAAGAGGAAGACUGUUAAUGGUGAUGAUAUUUGCUGUGCUUUGGCUACACUUGGAUUUGAUGAUUAUGCUGAGCCUUUGAGAAGGUAUUUGGUUAGGUAUAGAGAUAUGGAAGGGGAAAGAGCUCAACAAAAUAAGGGAUGUUGCAAUAAUAAUAAUAAUAAUAAUAAUAAUAAUAAUAAUGGAUGAGAGAAAUAAUUGGAGAAAUUUGUCACAAAGGAUUUGGAAAUGAAAAAAAAUUGAACUCCCCCCCCCCCCCCCCCCCCCCCCUUUUUUUCUUCUCUUUUUCAAUUGGGUAUUUCUUUUUAUGAAGUUUGUUGAACAGGAUAAGCUCAAAUGGGGAAAUGGGGAAAUGGAGAAAUGUGAUUUGGAGAAGAGGUUUUAUUAUUAUUAUUUUUUUGUAAUUUGAUUUUCUGACUUCUAAAAAAAAACUUUUAAUUUGUGGGUUUUGUUUGGUUUUUGUUUUUGUUUGUAUGUUUAGGCAUGAGGGUUUUUGUUGAAUUAACAUGUUGGGGGAUGUGUAAAAAACCAAAAAGGGUUUGGACACAUUUAGGGUUUGAUUUGGGGAUGUAUAAUUUGGAUGCUACUACUAAUUAAUGAUCUCUUUCUCA
Cucumis melo (muskmelon) is the source of this 999-nucleotide messenger RNA. Its product is annotated as nuclear transcription factor Y subunit B-1. The coding region runs from base 89 to 577 and encodes 162 amino acids. The transcript has a single exon. Gene Ontology annotation, biological process: regulation of transcription by RNA polymerase II. Gene Ontology annotation, molecular function: DNA-binding transcription activator activity, RNA polymerase II-specific; protein heterodimerization activity; RNA polymerase II cis-regulatory region sequence-specific DNA binding. Gene Ontology annotation, cellular component: CCAAT-binding factor complex; nucleus. NCBI's taxonomy places the organism in Eukaryota, Viridiplantae, Streptophyta, Magnoliopsida, Cucurbitales, Cucurbitaceae. The record is from RefSeq and is a predicted model, not a curated record.